Molecule: messenger RNA, 822 nt
Organism: Drosophila virilis
Lineage: Eukaryota; Metazoa; Arthropoda; Insecta; Diptera; Drosophilidae
Product: transcription elongation factor 1 homolog
Biological process (GO): transcription elongation by RNA polymerase II
Cellular component (GO): transcription elongation factor complex
Molecular function (GO): RNA polymerase II complex binding
Source: RefSeq, a predicted model, not a curated record
UCAUUGUAAACACCAAAGAAACCAUGAGAACAUGGUCGUCUAAAAAAUUUGUCUUGAUUUCUUGUUGUCUCAUAUAUCUCUAAAAUAAUCAAUAACUCGAGUUCUUGCCGAUCUCAAUAUCCAGUUCUUGAUUCUGAUUAAAAAUGGGAAGAAGAAAAUCUAAAAGAAAACCUCCACCUAAAAGAAAAAACAUUGAGCCUUUGGAUCAACAAUUUAACUGCCCAUUUUGUAAUCAUGAAAAGUCAUGUGAAGUAAAAAUGGAUAAAGGACGGAACACUGCUAAAAUAACAUGUCGCGUUUGUCUAGAGGAUUUUCAAACUGGGAUAAACUUUCUGUCAGAGCCAAUAGAUGUAUAUAACGAUUGGGUGGAUGCAUGUGAAACCGCAAAUUAAAUUUAUUAUAUAAACGAUUAAAAUACAGUAGGCAAACCCAUUGAAUAAUCAAGUAUGGGAAAAUACGAUUACAUUAAAAUUUUUAAAGGAACGACAAUGAUCAUUUUAAUGUCUUAAAUUCUACGAAUUUUGGCGUUGACUAGCUUAUAUGCAUACAUCAGCGUUAGCAUUUGUAGAGGGUAAUAUAAUUUGUCAUAGCCAUAUCCGUCUACCACUACUAUUCUCUUAGUUUUAAAGCAAACUUAAUACGUUGCAAAGGUUUGUAUUUCUGUUGGAAGCGCAUCAUAUGUACAUAUGUCAGAGCCGUUUGGACUUGACCAAUACAUUAUGAAGCUUCCAUAGAAAUGAUUGGUCAAAAUUUAUGUUUUUAUAUGAAAAACUUUGUCAAUAAAUAUGGCUUACUAUGCUCCCUACAUAUUAGCAAAAUCAA